Messenger RNA from Didymodactylos carnosus, 2439 nucleotides. Lineage: Eukaryota; Metazoa; Rotifera; Eurotatoria; Philodinida; Philodinidae. The record is from the annotation of a GenBank genome assembly.
AUGUCAACAAAGAUUACUCGCAAACGUUUGCAAACAAAAAAUCGUAAAUAUAAAUAUGCAAACUAUCAACAAGCUCGUACAGAAAUACUCAACUUGGAGACUGAAGGGUAUAUCGUACCAGAAAAUGAUGAUGAAGAAGAACGCACAGUUGAUAUAACCCAAACAGAUAUUCAAAAUUCUGUUGAUAUUUCUAGUUCACAAAAAUAUUUUGAUUUAAAUCUAGAUAAAUUUGGACCAUACAGAAUUAAUUACACAAAAAAUGGACGUCAUUUACUGAUGGGUGGUCACCGUGGUCAUAUAGCCGCAUUUGAUUGGCAAACUAAAAGACUGCACUGUGAAAUUAAUGUCAUGGAACAAGUGAAUGAUGUGAAAUGGUUACACAUUGAAACAAUGUUUGCAUGUGCCCAAAAGCAGUGGGUGUACAUUUAUGAUAAUCAAGGCGUUGAAUUACAUUGUUUAAAAACCAUGGAUCGAACAGAACGCUUAGAAUUUUUACCAUAUCAUUUUCUUUUGGUAUCAAUAAAUUCUUCUGGUUAUCUAUCCUACAUCGACGUCUCUAUUGGAAAGAAAGUUAUCUCCUAUCCGACAAAAAUACCUGCCACACGUCCUCAAGUUAUGUGUCAAAAUAAAUCAAAUGCAAUAAUAACAUUGGGACAUUCCGGUGGAAUCGUAACAAUGUGGUCACCAAAUCAGAAAGAACCUUUAGUGAAAAUGUUAGCCCAUAAAUCAACGAUAAGAAGUAUAACUAUAGACCAAACAGGAAAUUACAUGGCCACCUCAAGCGUUGAUGCUCGAUUAAAAAUCUGGGAUAUUCGUAAUACGUAUAAAGAAUUAAAUGAUUAUCGAGUCAAAACGGGUGCACAUAGUUUAGCGUUUAGUCAAAAGAACUUAUUAGCUGCAAGUUACAGAGAUGUCGUCGAGAUUUAUAAGGAUUUCACCAACGCUGAGACCAGUAGUAUGGACAGUGAUGACGCACCGAAAUCUCCUGCUGCUUACUUGAUGCAUCGUUGUCGUGGUCAGAUCACACAUCUCGAGUAUUGUCCAUUUGAAGAUGUGUUAGGAAUUGGAUAUGAUCAAGGUUUCAAUAGCAUCAUUGUGCCAGGCAGUGGUGAAGCGAAUUUUGAUUCGUUAGAAGCGAAUCCAUAUCAGACUAAAAAGCAACGUCGACAUUAUGAAGUCAAAGCAUUAUUGGAUAAAAUUCAACCGGAUUUAAUUUCAUUAGAUAAUGAUGUAUUGGCUGAAAUCGAUCAAAAAACAUUAAAAGAAAAAAUGGAUGAAAAAAAUAAAUUAUUAUUCAUUAAGCCGAAAAAAAUUGAAUUGAAACCGAAAAAAGGCAAAAUUAGCGUUCAGAAUCGACGAAAAACACAAAUGAGAGAUGCAAAUAUCAAAAUCAAAAUAAUAAUGGAUUUUGAUUGGGAUUGGUUAUUAAUAUUGGGUGAGUUUGGAUUAACAUUUGGAUUUUACAGAUGGUGGAAAUCAAAAGAAAUAUUUGUUGAUGUGCUUGAAGCUGCUCCAGAUUUGGAUAUCGAAAAUUUCAAGAAAUGGCAAAGUCCAAUUGAGUUUGCUUCGGUACAUGGUAUAAUUCGAAAUGAUGUACAAGAGUGUUUAACAUCACAAUACACUCCGCAUACAAAAGGAGUUAUCAAACAAAUAACGAUCAGAGAAUUCAAAUCGGAAAAAUUCAAAAAUAUUUGGACUCAAACAAAAAAUGUUUUAUCCGAUGUAGUUCGUCAAGUUCCUAUGCGUUUAACAUCUCCAAGUGGCAAAUAUGUUCGUAUUGAACAACCAUUGGCAUUCGACUCAAUCACAGACGAACUAGAAGUGACACACUGUAAAUUUGAACCAUAUGCAACAAGUGGAAUACAAGCAAUUAUACAAGGAUUAUUUGGCCAAGUAUCAACCGGUAUUGAGACAAAAGAGAGUAUGCUACUGUUGGAUAGACCGCUGACAGGUGUUGGACGAUUGGAAAAACGUGGCCAACACUGGAAUUUAUUAUUAAAUGACAAAUAUGGUGGCAUUUUAACACGUUUAUCUAAAAAAGAAAUUAUUGAUCAACAUCGAUCAUCAUCCAAAGUCAUCAAAUUCUUUACAUAUGUAUUUGGGCUUUGUACAGUGUUCACAAUCACAUAUUUAACUUAUAAACGUUACAAACGUUAUAGACGAAGGUCUCGUUUAUCCGAAACUGCUCCGUUACAAAAUGGAACUCGAACAAUUUUGCCGUCCAAUUUACCUGAGUAUGAUGUACCGAUAAGCGAUGAUAAUGAUUCUCGAUAUAAAUGUAUCGUAUGUUUGACGAAUGAAAUUGUUUAUAUUAUGCAGCCCUGUUCACAUUUGGGACUUUGUUUGUCCUGUGCAAGACAUUUACAAGAACAAGGACAAGAUCAGUGUCCAAUAUGUCGACAAGACAUUCAAAAUUAUCAUAGAGUUUAUAUGGCUUAG